UGCUACCACCCUGGUAUCGACACGCCGACCCGCCCACCUGUACCUUCAAGCAGACUCAUGUCCUUGCAGCUCAAGCUCACACCAACACAACUUUCACUACACGACUUUCUCCUGCUUAUUCUGGACUUUUACCGGCUAUAAUGUCGGAUAAAACAAGCUUCGUGGACACCACCAUUCACCUGGAUGUCAAGGAUUAUUAUGGAAAGACGUUGAAGAACACCUCAGACCUGAAGAGCAAUGCCUGCGUGGCUCCAGCCCAGCCACUCCCCAAAUUCAUCCUUCAAGCUCUGAAGAAAGUCCAUCCUGAUGUCACCGACAGAUACUAUGGUUGCGGUCUUGUGGUGCCAGAGUGUUUGGAGGGCUGCAGGAUUCUGGACCUGGGAAGUGGGAGUGGUAGAGACUGCUACAUGCUGAGUCAGCUGGUGGGAGAGACGGGCCAUGUCACUGGUAUUGACAUGACUGAGGAUCAGCUUGAAGUAGCCAGGAAACAUGUGGAUUUUCACAUGAAGGAGUUCGGCUACAAGAAGCCCAAUGUGACUUUUGUCCUUGGUUACAUCGAGGCCUUAACAAAAGCUGGUCUGGAAAAGAACUCAUUUGAUAUCAUCAUCUCCAACUGUGUGGUGAAUCUUUCGCCGGAUAAGAAACAAGUCCUGACUGAAGCCCACAAUGUGCUCAAGGACGGUGGCGAGCUUUACUUCAGUGAUGUCUACAGCAAUGGAAGACUAACGGAGGAGAUCAAAAACCACAAAGUCCUGUGGGGUGAGUGUUUAGGUGGUGCACUUUGGUUCAAAGAUCUCCUACAGUUGGCCAAGGAAGUAGGAUUCAGCCCCCCGAGGCUUGUUCAAGCCAGCAUCAUCACUGUUGACAACAAGGAACUGCAGGACAUUCUAGGUGACUUCAAGUUUGUUUCUGCCACAUAUCGUCUGUUCAAGGUCCCUAAAGGCAGCACCAAGCCAUGUAAAGUCAUGUAUAAUGGUAACAUCACAGGGGCGGAGGACACCCUCCGCUUUGACUGUCAGUACACCUUCAAGGCUGAUCAAGUGGUGGAGGUAGACGCAGAAGUCGCCUCCAUUCUGACCCAUUCCAGAUUUGCACAUGACUUCACUUUCCAGCCACCAGGAGGCUCCUCUGAACCCUGCGGAGUCCGACCAAAGGCAGGCACUGAAGAUCCUUUUGAGCUUGCUGAGCAGCUGCCGAAGCAGGGUCCGGGUUCAGCCACCGGGGGGUGCUGCGGCACAAAGAUUGCGACUUGCUGCAAGUGAUGGAUUGUAGGAAAAGAGCGAUCCCACGUCCAGAACCAAGUACAUAUAGAUGCAGCCGCAGACAUUCUUAAGUCGAGCCCACUUAAAGGCCUACUGAAACCCACUACUACCCACCACGCAGUCUGAUAGUUUAAAAAUCCAUCCAUCCAUCCAUCCAUUUUCUACCGCUUAUUCCCUUUCGGGGUCGCGGGGGGCGCUGGCGCCUAUCUCAGCUACAAUCGGGCGGAAGGCAGGGUACACCCUGGACAAGUCGCCACCUCAUCGCAGGGCCAACACAGAUAGACAGACAACAUUCACACUCACAUUCACACACUAGGGCCAAUUUAGUGUUGCCAAUUAACCUAUCCCCAGGUGCAUGUCUUUGGAAGUGGGAGGAAGCCGGAGUACCCGGAGGGAACCCACGCAUUCACGGGGAGAACAUGCAAACUCCACACAGAAAGAUCCCGAGCCUGGAUUUGAACCCAGGACUGCAGGAACUUCGUAUUGUGAGGCAGACGCACUAACCCCUCUGCCACCGUGAAGCCUGUUUAUAAAUCAAAGAUGAAAUAUUAACAUUGCAACACAUGCCAAUACGACCUUUUUAGUUUACUAAAUUACAAUUUUAAAUUUCCCGGGAGUUUCGUCUUUGAAACUUCGUGUAAUGAUGACGUGUACGCAAGACGUCACGGGUUUUUAGGAAGUAUGAGGGCUGCACAUACACAGCUGAAUGUCGUCUGCUUUAACGGCAUAAUUAUACAGUUUUUUGGACAUCUGUGUUGCUGAAUCUUUUGCAAUUUGUUCAAUUCAUAUUGGAGAAGUCACAGUAGAAAGAUGGAGUUGGGAAGCUUUAGCCUUUAGCCACACAAACACACGGUGAUUCCUUGUUUAAAAUUCCUGGAGGUGGAAACUUUCCUAUGGAUCAGAGCGCGGUCAAGAGAACAUGGAUCCCACAUGUCAACCAGCAGGUUUCGGUGAGAAAAUUGUGGUUAAAAAGUCAGUUCUUACCGGAGAAAAGGUGAGCUUGUGCCGUCCAUAGCUGCCGUCGACUCCCCUGAGACACUGCGUGUCAAGACACCCGUGGACGUACACCUACGACUAUCAGGUACUAUUUAACUCACUAAAAGACUAGCAACACAAUAGAAAGAUAAGGGAUUUCCCAGAAUUAACCUAGUAAAUGUGUCUAAAAACAUCGGAAUCCGUCCCAAUGCAAUCACGUUUUUUUUUUUAACUUUUUUUUUUUUUUUCUAGUCCGUCGCUAUCAAUAUCCUCAAACACAAAUCUUUCAUCCUCGCUCAAAUUAAUGGGGAAAUUGUCGUUUUCUCGGUCCAAAUAGCACUUUUUGUUGGAGGCUCCCAUUAAAAACAAUGUGAAUAUGUGAGGAGCCAUCAAACAUGUGACAUCAUUGUCUGUGACUUCCGGUAGAGGCAGGGCUUUUCUCUUAGCACCGAAAGUUGCGAACUUUAUCGUGGAUGUUCUCUACUAAAUCCUUUCAGCAAAAAUAUGGCAAUAUCGCGAAAUGAUCAAGUAUGACACAUAGAAUGGACCUGCUAUCCCUGUUUGAAUAAGAAAAUCUCAUUUCAGUAGGCCUUUAAAGAUGCGGUCAUAGGGGUGACGACAACGGACGUGAGGCUAGAGAGACAAGACGCAACACAGAAAUAAAAAAAAAGUUAAGGUAAAGUACCACUGAUAGACACACACACACGCUGGGCGUGGUGAAAUUAUCCUCUGCAUUUGACCCAUCCCCUUGUUCCACCCCUUGGGAGGUGAGGGGAGCAGUGAGCAGCAGCGGUGGCUGCGCUCGGGGAAACAUUUUGGUGAUUUAACCCCCAAUUCUAACCCUUGAUGCUGAGUGCCAAGCAGGGAGGCAAUGGGCACCAUUUUGAUAGUCUUUGGUAUGACUCAGCCUUGGUUUAGGUUUGGGCUUCGGUUGGAGUUAUUGUUUCAUAUAAUCAUCCGAAAAAGCAAUACAUUCAUCAGCCGAAAUAUUAACAGCGUGUGUUGCAUAAGCCAUCUUGGAUCACAAUACAAAUCAAGUGUCCACUCUCGCUUUGUCAGCACCACUGUGGGUAUGUCUUUAAAACAUGGUUCACUUCCGUUGUGGUGGGCGCGACUUAGAGUGUCUGCGGCGACAGCAAGACCCUUCUCUGCAGAACAUGUGUCUCUGUCCUAUUUGUCUGCCUCACAGUUCUUAAUAAAUGGAACAAUGUGUGCUAUAUAUCAAGUACAUUAGUAUACAUCAAAUGACUUUAAAAACAAUCACAAACAUUCAAAAUUAUUGAUAUGAUACAUUAACGUAUUUCAAACAAGUCUUAAAUUGUCAAUACCUGGCUUUGUUCUUUGACUGCAAUGUUUAUAGUUGACUGAUUCCUAAAUUAUUAAAUCCUAUUCUUUAUCAAGUUGAUUGUUGUUUUGUAUUAAGACGAUAAAUAAAACGUUUUCAAAUCGUGACGUGA
Molecule: messenger RNA, 3694 nt
Organism: Nerophis ophidion (straightnose pipefish)
Lineage: Eukaryota; Metazoa; Chordata; Actinopteri; Syngnathiformes; Syngnathidae
Product: arsenite methyltransferase-like
Exons: 11
Coding region: 141-1262 (373 amino acids)
Biological process (GO): toxin metabolic process; arsonoacetate metabolic process
Cellular component (GO): cytosol
Molecular function (GO): arsenite methyltransferase activity
Source: RefSeq, a predicted model, not a curated record